AUGCUUCGUCGAGAUUCUUCUCUGUCGUGGAUCCCACUCUGUUCAGCUCAGUCCUGUGCAGGUCCCUUGGCUGUUGCGGCUGGUGCGGAAAAUCAAGCAUUCCUCAACAGUGCUUUGGCCUCUUCCGGACUGGAUCGUCCUGACACGCAGGCCUUCCUUGUGUCGCUUUCGCUAGCAACGAAAGAAGGGGAAGUUGCAUCCAAGUUCCUAGGCGUCAAGCAAGAAGUGUACGACAGGUACUACAAGCCGAACAGGGACAAGAAUUCCUUCAUGAUCGUCCCAAUAGUUUUGAGACCAGCUUCCAGAGGCCGGGUUACACUGAAAAGCGCACGUUAUACAGACCAUCCCAUCAUUGACCCGAGAUAUUUCUCGGAUCCUCGUGAUCUGCAGACUGCUAUCGAAGGGACAAAGGAGGCCAUGAAAGUCUUGGAAACGGCACCAAUGCGGGCUCUGGGUGUCGAGCGUUGGAACCUGACAAUGCCAGGAUGCGAAGACAAGAAGCUAUGGAGCGACGACUACAUCGCCUGCCUAGCCAUGCAAUUAACGGAGACCGCCUGGCAUUUUGCCAGCACCUGUCCCAUGGGAGAAGGUGUACAAGCCGUCGUUGAUGCCAGGCUCAGAUGA
Molecule: messenger RNA, 624 nt
Organism: Ornithodoros turicata
Lineage: Eukaryota; Metazoa; Arthropoda; Arachnida; Ixodida; Argasidae
Product: glucose dehydrogenase [FAD, quinone]-like
Exons: 4
Coding region: 1-624 (207 amino acids)
Molecular function (GO): flavin adenine dinucleotide binding; oxidoreductase activity, acting on CH-OH group of donors
Source: RefSeq, a predicted model, not a curated record